AUGUCCCAGCCUGGUGACUACGCCUCCGUCCGCAAAGACAUCGCCUCCCUCCUCAAGCAACCCGAAUGCGACAAUGGUUCUGCAGGUCCAGUACUCGUUCGUCUAGCUUGGCACAGCGCUGGCACUUACGAUGCGGAAACAGACACGGGCGGUAGCAAUGGCGCAGGCAUGGGAUAUGAAGCAGAAGGAGGCGAUCCAGCCAACGCAGGUCUACAACAUGCGCGUGUCUUCCUCGAGCCGCUGAAGGACAAGCACUCAUGGAUAACCUACGCGGACCUGUGGACCCUGGCAGGAGUCGAAGCUAUCAAGCAGAUGGGAGGGCCUGCGAUGCCGUGGCAGCCUGGGAGGACAGACUAUGUUGAUGAUAGCAAGUUGCCGAGUCGAGGAAGGCUGCCGGAUGGUGCUCUAGGAGGAGAUCAUCUCAGGCACAUCUUCUACCGGAUGGGCUUCAACGACCAGGAAAUUGUCGCGCUCAGUGGUGCGCACAACCUCGGGAGAUGCCAUGCAGAUCGUAGUGGCUUCGAUGGCGCAUGGGUCAAUAAUCCAACUCGCUUCAGCAACACAUACUUCAAACUCAUCCUCGACCGCGACUGGCGCGAAAAGAUCCUGGACAACGGCGUGCGGCAAUUUGUCUACUACGACGAAGACGCCGAGGAGGAACUCAUGAUGUUACCUACCGACCUCGCGCUGCUUGGAGACAAGAGCUUCCGUCCAUGGGUGGAGCUAUACGCCAAGGACAAGGAUCGAUUCUCCGCAGACUUCUCGAAAGUGUUCGCAAAAUUGAUCGAGCUUGGCAUCAGAAGAGACGCGAGUGGGAAGGUCGUCAAUACCGAUAAUGUCCUUGGAGGUUAUCAUGCUGCACCGAAGAAGCCUGCGCAGCCUGGGAAGGAUGAUGGUGUGGAUCGCUAUGGCGAGGCGGAGCCGUUGCGGAAGCAGAAUCAUGAACAUCAGAUAAGAGCGAGGUUGUGA
Messenger RNA from Fulvia fulva, 969 nucleotides. Its product is annotated as Putative heme-binding peroxidase. Gene Ontology annotation, biological process: hydrogen peroxide catabolic process; cellular response to oxidative stress; response to reactive oxygen species. The transcript has 2 exons. The record is from RefSeq and is a predicted model, not a curated record. Gene Ontology annotation, molecular function: heme binding; peroxidase activity. Bases 1 to 969 code for a protein of 322 amino acids. NCBI's taxonomy places the organism in Eukaryota, Fungi, Ascomycota, Dothideomycetes, Mycosphaerellales, Mycosphaerellaceae.